AUGGCCAACGUCACAGAGCACCCAUUUAGGGUCAAGAGGAGAAAGCUUGAUGAAGAUUCUCAUCCAAAGCAGGAUGUGUCAUUUACAUCCCCAGCACAGCUCCGUGGACUGCUGACUUUUCAACAGAACCCCCAGCUGGCCAAUAAAGGAAUCAUCCAAUUUAAGCAGUUUCUUCUGUCAAUUGGAGAAGCCACUCAGACUGACAAGACUCAGAAGCUGAGUAUUCUGAAAGGCUACUGCGAUAAGCAAAUCACUCCCGCCAAAGAAGAAGGUGCCGAGGCCGUCUGUUUCUCAGAUAUCACUCAAACCUGGAGCUAUGGAGAAAGCAGCAACCAUGAUAUGUUGUUGACCAAUGUUCCGUCCGUGCUUGCCAUCUUUCUAAAGACCAUCUCCGGCGACCUGGAGUUCCGGGAUUUUGGCGUCGCGUUGUGCAAGCACCUGUUGCAAAAAGAUCAACUAAGGCUCUUCAACCGUGGCCUGACCGCUCUCAAGUCUAAAGAGCAUCUUAUCUCGCCUUGUCUCCGCCUGCUGACGGAGAUCGUUACUUUCGAUGGCGGUGCCGUGGCCCGGCAACUGUAUCUUCGCCGUCACAUCACUUUCAAGCGUCUCGAGAUGUUCUUGACACCAAGUAAGGCACAGCUGGAGACCGCAGAUGGCGAAUCUCAACAAAAGUCGACCCUUCGGCGAAAUGCUCAACGUUAUCUUCUGGCCAAUCUGAGAGUGCAGCAACAUCUAGAAAAGGGUGAUAUCAUCGAGCAACACAAGCUCACCAGGGCUUUCCUUGAUUACCUGCGCAAGGAUCCACGGGAGACAGUCUUAGAAACUAUCAAGGCAAUUGAGAGGGAUAUUGUGCAAGAUGCCGCUUUAUCCCGCAAGUCGAAGAGCAAGUUUUUCAACCGGUGGAACAUGGAAAAACUGGUCACUCUUUACGGCUACGACCGAGAAUCAGACGAACCAAACCCUGAGGGAAUUUCAAUUGCGAACGAGAUUCAUCGCAUUCUGCUGAACGUCUGUAAGUCUGCUAGCUUGGGCGUUCUGCUUCCCGAAGCUGGAUGGUAUCCAGUCGGAACCGACCCGGAAUCUCUGGUUGAAGAUGAUACCUCUAUCGAACUGGGCCUCGACUCCCCCAUCUACGUUGACAAGUACCGAGACACAAUUCCUGUUCGAAACAACACUCUGUCACAUCUUAUUCAAUGUCUUCGCCCCGAUGCGGACAGUCUGCAAAUUGAGUUGUUGGUGACAAUCUUCAAGGUGGCACCAGAGCUGAUCGCCGACUUUUUUACCAAGAAAGUCAUGUUCACAUCUGACCCCAAGGCAACUCCUUCUUGGAUGGCCGAGUCAGCUCUUCUUUUCUCCAUCGUACAGUUGCCGGUUCCGACGAACUGUGGCUGGAAAGAAAAGCAACCUAUGUUACCACCACCAGUUUCGGUCGUCGCGGAAAACAUCCUUCCCCGUCCAUUGAGCCAGAAGAUCAUGACCCGCUGCUUGAAUCAAAAUGCGGAGAUUGUCACUUUGUUCGCUGUGCGCAUGUUAACUCUGGCCUUCACAAAGUUGCGAGCUGUCUUGAAGAUCUUCCGUGCCGAUCAUGGUCGAGCUCAAUUGUUCUGGACCCAGGCCUCUUCCAAGCUUUUGGCCGAGUUCUCUCGCAGAUGUCCCGAAGUCAAAGACGUCGUUCUUCUUUUCCGACGAACUGCAAAGGAGGAUUUGCAACAGCAAGAAGCCGUUGCCGAAUUACUGACUUGCUACUAUGAAAUCAUGCCUGACAUUGCACUUGAGGAAAAUUUCGAUGUCUCAUUGGUCCUCGUCGAUGUACUCAAACGACUAGAAGACUCGGAGCUCAGCGCGGAUGAUUCCGAGCUGCUCUUGAGCCAGUUGCAGAGCGUUUUGCAGAUUGCUCAACAAUCUGCCUCGCUACGUUGGUGGCAAAAACCAGCUUCCAUGAAUUAUACCCCAUUCACAUCCAUUCUGAAAGUUCUUAUCGACACUUCAGACAAGAUUUCUUCCCGGCGGAUUUCUAUUCUUCUCAGAACUAUCCUGGUAGAGAACUCUGUUUUACACAAUGCCCCGAAGGCGUUCAACGCUCUUUUGUCCAGUCUUGAAGACUCUGGAAGCGAGUUGCACAAGCAAUUGGUUUUCUUUGACAACUGCGUGUCUCGAGUUGCAAAGAAGCCCGUCCACUACCUGAACCUCGUUGCAUCUCUAUCCGAAGAUGAAAGCGCCACAAGCCCUAUAGUCGCGGCCAUUAUUGAACAGUGGCCUUUUGUUGUCAAGGCAGGUGAUGAAACUACGGAGGCCGCUGUUGCUGCCUGGAUCGCCAAGUUCCUGGGACAAUUGAAACAGGAGGGUGAAAGCAGUAAAUCUCUGAAAGCUGCUAGAGAUUCGCUGAUGGAGGCUACUGAAGCGAAGAAGAUGCGCUCUCUUUUCAAGAAAUGCUUCAAGGGCACAGAGGAGGUGGAUUCAGAAGAUAAAAUGGACAUUGACUCCGGUCCUACCCAACCAACUGGAGGCGAUAAGGCUUCUACAGUGGACCUGGAGGAGAUCUUUGGAUCUCUUCCCACGGAGGGCACAUCCCACAACGCAUUACAUAAAUGGGAAAGGGAGGAAAUCGAGGCAGCCAUGGAACAGGGCCAUGCCGAUCAGCUCAUUCUAUGUCUUUGCUCUGAGCACGAAGAAGUCCGAAGACAAGCUGUGGCCAACCUGGUUCGCUUCAUGGCUAAGCUGAAGGAAUCAAAUUAUGCUGAAUGGCGUACCGUGUACACUCUAACCGGAGAAUUGCUGGAAACCGCAAGCAGCAUUGGCUUCGAGAAGCCCAUUCCUUGGAUCGUUGGCGAAUGUGCAUCUAACUGCCUCUCCGUUCUCCUCAACCCCCUCCACAAAGUCUACGGUAAAGUGAACAAAUUCUUACAAAAAGCCCCAUCUUGGGAAGUUGAGAAGAUUCCGUCUUACUGGAUCGACCGAAUCUUCCUGCAAGAGCCCGAAUUGGACGACGGAUACUUUGAAGAGAUUGAUUGGUUGCUCAGUCUGUUCGUCAAAGGUCUCCGCAGCAAAGCUGAUAUGGAGAUUUACCGCCGCGCAAAUGUCUUUGAGCGCAUCUUAUCUCUUUACCAAUCCCCAAGUCUGACCGACUCGUCCCGCCGAAAGAUCUUGCAAAUUAUUUACCGUGCCACACAAGUGGACGGGAGCACUACCUUGAUUACUCGUUCCGCUGUCAUGAGCUGGAUCCAAAUCCAAACUUCAGAGACAGAGCCUUCCAGUAAAGAGGCAGCUCUUCUUGCGGCUCUUGCACGCGCGCUAUAUGAUACGUCGGACCGUGAACGGAUCGAGGCAUGGAGCGCUGGAACCGUUGAGCGUGCUUUGGAGGAGAUCGAGACUGCAGCCGCAUAG
Penicillium verhagenii is the source of this 3384-nucleotide messenger RNA. Its product is annotated as NPA1/URB1 family protein. NCBI's taxonomy places the organism in Eukaryota, Fungi, Ascomycota, Eurotiomycetes, Eurotiales, Aspergillaceae. The transcript is spliced from 5 exons. The coding region runs from base 1 to 3384 and encodes 1127 amino acids. Gene Ontology annotation, biological process: maturation of LSU-rRNA from tricistronic rRNA transcript (SSU-rRNA, 5.8S rRNA, LSU-rRNA); maturation of 5.8S rRNA from tricistronic rRNA transcript (SSU-rRNA, 5.8S rRNA, LSU-rRNA). Gene Ontology annotation, cellular component: nucleolus. The record is from RefSeq and is a predicted model, not a curated record.